Purpureocillium lilacinum is the source of this 759-nucleotide messenger RNA. RefSeq lists its product as uncharacterized. The record is from RefSeq and is a predicted model, not a curated record. Lineage: Eukaryota; Fungi; Ascomycota; Sordariomycetes; Hypocreales; Ophiocordycipitaceae.
AUGGCGACCCCCACGGACAUUACGCUUUACACGGCGGCGACGCCCAAUGGCAUCAAGAUCUCCAUUGCGCUUGCCGAGCUUAACCUCGACUACAAGCUCUACACCAUCAAGAUGAUGGAUAAUGAGCAAAAGGAGCAGUGGUUCCUGGACAUCAACCCCAAUGGCCGCAUUCCGGCCAUCACGGAUAAGCUGGACGGCAAGGAGAUUCGCGUCUUUGAGAGCGGCGCCAUCCUGCAGUACCUCGUCGACCGCUAUGACAAGGACCACAAGAUCUCGUACCCGCAGGGGACGCCUGAGCACUGGGAGGUGACGUCUUGGCUCAUGUGGCAGAUGGCCGGCCUCGGAGCAAUGCAGGGCCAGGCGAACCACUUCAAGAGGUACGCGCCUGAAAAGAUCCAGUACGGCAUCGACCGCUACGUCAACGAGACGCGGCGCCUGUACCGCACCAUGGACACGCACCUGGGCAAGUCGUCCCACGGCUACCUCGUCGGCGACCGCGUGACAAUUGCCGACAUUGCCUGUUGGGGCUGGGUCGCCUCUCACACCUGGGCCGGCGUCUCGCUCGACGAGUUCCCCAACGUCGCCAAGUGGCUCGAGAAGCUGCUGCAGCGCCCGGGCUUCGAAAAGGGCCGCCACGUGCCCAAGCCGCACACGGCGUUUGAGAACGACAAGCUCACCGAGGAGGAGCUCGAUGAGAAGGCGACGGGCGCGCGCAACUGGGUGCAGGGAGGCAUGAAGGCCGACGCGGCCAAGAAAUGA